Messenger RNA from Paraglomus occultum, 432 nucleotides. Lineage: Eukaryota; Fungi; Glomeromycota; Glomeromycetes; Paraglomerales; Paraglomeraceae. The record is from the annotation of a GenBank genome assembly.
AUGAACGCUGACAGGCUAGCCAAGAUGCAAGCCCAAGUCCGUAUUGGCGGAAAGGGAUCACCACGUCGUAAGAUGAAGAAAGUUCACAAGAGCACUACAAACGAUGAUAAGAAACUCAAAACUGCUCUUAAUAAGCUCAAACUUCAUCCGAUCCAACAAAUUGACGAGGUGAAUAUGUACAGGGAUGAUGGAAGCGCAAUUCAUUUCCGUGCGCCGAAAGUUCAAGCAUCGCUCCAUGCCAAUACGUUUGUGAUCGAAGGUGCAUCCGAGGAGAAGAGUGCAGAAUCGAACCUUGAAAUACUUCAGAAGCUUAAUGCAACCCUGUCCCAAGCAUCACAACAUGUGGCAGGCGAAGGUGCUGAUGACGAUGAAAUUCCUGCAUUAGUAGAAGAUUUUGAGGCCGAGACUAAGAAGGCGACCGAGGAACAGUAG